Anas platyrhynchos (mallard) is the source of this 1195-nucleotide messenger RNA. NCBI's taxonomy places the organism in Eukaryota, Metazoa, Chordata, Aves, Anseriformes, Anatidae. The record is from RefSeq and is a predicted model, not a curated record.
UGCCGCCCGCCUCCUCCGUCCCUCCGCCCAUCCCCUCCAUCCCUCCCCUCAGCGGUGGAGCCGCCGGGCUCCCUCGCUCCUCUUCACAUGGGGCUCGCCCCGGCGGAGGGACAGCGCUCCUGCCCUGCCGCCAGCCGCUGACGGGCAGCGGGGCCGGGACGGAGGCAGGCGGGCAGGAAAAGGAAUGAAGAAAAUGAGCAACAUCUAUGAAUCAGCAGCCAAUACCCUGGGAAUUUUUAACAGCCCAUGCCUGACUAAAGUGGAGCUGCGAGUUGCAUGCAAAGGCAUAUCAGAUAGGGAUGCCCUCUCCAAACCAGACCCUUGUGUCAUCCUUAAAAUGCAGUCGCAUGGCCAGUGGUUUGAGGUUGACAGGACAGAAGUGAUUCGAACCUGUAUAAAUCCCGUCUUCUCCAAGCUGUUCACAGUGGACUUCUAUUUUGAAGAGGUGCAGCGGUUGAGGUUUGAAGUCCACGACAUUAGCAGCAACCACAAUGGGCUGAAGGAGGCAGAUUUUCUUGGUGGCAUGGAGUGCACUCUUGGACAAAUUGUUUCUCAGAGGAAACUCUCCAAGUCCCUUCUCAAACAUGGGAAUACAGCAGGGAAGUCAUCUAUAACAGUGAUUGCUGAGGAAUUGUCUGGCAAUGAUGACUACGUUGAACUUUCAUUCAGCGCACGGAAAUUGGAUGACAAGGAUUUUUUCAGCAAAUCUGAUCCUUUCCUGGAGAUUUUCCGGAUGAAUGAUGAUGCAACCCAGCAACUUGUUCACAGGACUGAGGUUGUGAUGAAUAACUUAAAUCCAGCCUGGAAGACUUUUAAAGUAUCUGUAAAUUCUCUGUGCAGCGGAGACCAGGAUCGCAGGCUAAAGUGCAUAGUUUGGGACUGGGAUUCCAAUGGGAAGCAUGACUUCAUUGGAGAAUUUAGCUCGACUUUCAAGGAAAUGCGAGGAGCUAUGGAAGGGAGACAGGUACAAUGGGAAUGCAUUAACCCCAAAUACAAGGCAAAGAAGAAGAAUUACAAGAACUCAGGCAUUGUGAUCCUUAACCAGUGCAAGAUCCACAAGAUGCAUUCUUUCUUAGAUUAUAUCAUGGGAGGCUGCCAAAUACAGUUUACAGUAGCUAUAGAUUUCACCGCAUCCAAUGGUGAUCCUAGGACAGCUGCUCACUCUGCACUAUAUCCACCCCUAUCAACCCAAUGA